Molecule: messenger RNA, 2187 nt
Organism: Andrographis paniculata
Lineage: Eukaryota; Viridiplantae; Streptophyta; Magnoliopsida; Lamiales; Acanthaceae
Product: translation factor GUF1 homolog, mitochondrial
Exons: 11
Coding region: 15-2009 (664 amino acids)
Biological process (GO): positive regulation of translation
Cellular component (GO): mitochondrion
Molecular function (GO): GTPase activity; mitochondrial ribosome binding; GTP binding
Source: RefSeq, a predicted model, not a curated record
GAACGUUCCACAAAAUGGUUUCUUUAUAUCGAUUGUCCAAAUUGCGACGGUCGCAGAGAUUUUCCUUCAAUCUUUCCUCCAGCUAUCGUGAAAUAGACGGAUUUGGUUCAACUUCUCAUUUGAAUUCAUUUUUAUGUUGGACUCAGCGUGCGUUCUACGGAUCGCAUUUUAGGGAGGAUCCUAGCAUAGACUUGAGUCAGUAUCCUUCGGACAGGAUUCGCAACUUUUCCAUCAUUGCUCAUGUUGAUCACGGAAAGUCAACUCUCGCCGACCGGCUUUUGGAGCUCACUGGAACUAUUAGGAAGGGACAUGGACAGCCUCAAUAUUUGGAUAAAUUGCAGGUAGAAAGGGAGCGUGGAAUAACAGUUAAGGCUCAGACAGCAACUAUGUUUCAUCAGCACAAUUACCUUGGCAGCAACACGAACUUCUUACUGAACCUGAUUGACACACCAGGACAUGUAGAUUUUAGCUAUGAAGUUUCAAGAUCCUUGGCAGCUUGCCAGGGAGUCCUUCUUGUUGUAGAUGCUGCUCAAGGUGUCCAGGCACAGACAGUUGCAAAUUUCUAUCUUGCUUUUGAAGCAAACCUUGCUAUUAUACCUGUCAUUAACAAAAUUGAUCAGCCAACAGCUGAUCCAGACCGUGUAAAGGAACAGUUGAAAUCUAUUUUUGAUCUUGAUCCAAAUGAUGCUUUAUUAACCUCAGCCAAGACAGGUCAAGGUCUCGAUCAGGUCCUUCCUGCUGUGGUUGAACGAAUUCCCCCUCCUCCUGGGAAUAGUAGUUCUCCUUUGCGCAUGCUUUUGCUAGAUUCUUACUAUGAUGAAUAUAAAGGAGUUAUCUGCCAUGUAGCAGUUGCUGAUGGAGCUCUACGGAAGGGUGAGAAGAUCUCCUCUGCUGCAACCAACCAAUCUUAUGAAGUUUUAGAUGUUGGGAUUAUGCACCCAGAGCUUACCCAGACCGGAGUCCUUUUAACAGGGCAAGUGGGCUAUGUGGUCACAGGUAUGCGAUCCACUAAAGAGGCACGUGUUGGAGAUACACUUUUCCAUACUCGAAGCAUUAUUGAACCCCUUCCAGGUUUCAAGCCCGUAAAGCAUAUGGUAUUUUCUGGUCUCUAUCCCGCUGAUGGAUCUGAUUUUGAAUCACUUAGUCAUGCCAUUGAACGGCUCACUUGUAAUGAUGCCAGUGUAUCUGUUACAAAGGAGAGUAGUACAGCACUUGGCAUGGGUUACAGAUGUGGUUUCUUGGGCUUACUUCACAUGGAUGUCUUUCAUCAAAGGCUUGAACAGGAACAUGAAGCACAUGUGAUUUCUACUGUUCCUACUGUGCCUUAUAUCUUUGAGUUCUCAGACGAGAGCAAAAUACAUAUCCAGAAUCCUGCUAUGUUGCCCUCAAAUCCAAAACACCGAGUAACAACCUGCUGGGAACCUACUGUGAUAGCAACAAUUAUAAUUCCUAGUGAGUACGUAGGCUCGAUCAUCACCCUUUGUUCAGAACGACGAGGUGAGCAGUUGGAGUACUCAUUCAUUGACAGUCAAAGAGCUCUCAUGAAGUAUCGUUUACCAUUGAGGGAAAUUGUUGUUGACUUCUACAAUGAACUGAAGAGUAUAACUUCAGGAUAUGCAUCGUUUGAUUAUGAAGAGGCAGACUAUCAGAUCUCUGACUUGGUGAAACUCGAUAUUCUAUUAAAUGGGCAACCUGUUGAUGCUAUGGCAACCAUAGUUCAUAGAUCGAAGGCACAACGUGUUGGUCGUGAACUUGUGGACAAGCUGAAGAAGUUCAUUGACAGGCAAAUGUUUGAGAUAACCAUACAAGCUGCUAUUGGUUCAAAGGUUAUCGCCAGGGAAACGGUCUCGGCGAUGAGGAAAAAUGUCCUUGCUAAAUGCUAUGGAGGCGAUGUUACUAGGAAGAAGAAAUUGUUAGAAAAACAGAAGGAAGGCAAAAAGCGUAUGAAACGCAUUGGCUCUGUUGACAUACCCCAGGAGGCUUUCCGGGAGCUACUCAAAGGUUCAUGAAUCUGCAGACGGAGUUCUAAUUUUGCUUACAUUCUUACACAACAUUUGUAAUUCCUUUAAAGACAUGAAGAGUAUAGCCAGCUUAUAUGUAGGAGAUGAGAUAGAUUUCUCUCUCUUUUCCAUAAGAUUAAAUUUUUUAAAGUGGAUUGCAUAGUAAUAAUCUCCAUUUUUAAUUUCA